Molecule: messenger RNA, 742 nt
Organism: Tarenaya hassleriana
Lineage: Eukaryota; Viridiplantae; Streptophyta; Magnoliopsida; Brassicales; Cleomaceae
Product: 40S ribosomal protein S15a-1
Exons: 4
Coding region: 118-510 (130 amino acids)
Biological process (GO): translation
Cellular component (GO): ribosome; cytosolic small ribosomal subunit
Molecular function (GO): structural constituent of ribosome
Source: RefSeq, a predicted model, not a curated record
AGCACAAACCCUAGCAAUGUUGUGUCCUUUUAGUUCUUCAUUCAACUGUGUUUGAAGCUUCCGCGAGAGAGGUCGGAGCGACAGUCUCUUCGGUACCAGUUUGCAUCUUUCUUGAAGAUGGUGAGAAUCAGCGUUCUGAACGAUGCCCUUAAGAGCAUGUACAAUGCGGAGAAGAGGGGAAAGAGGCAAGUGAUGAUAAGGCCUUCUUCUAAAGUGAUCAUCAAGUUUCUUAUUGUCAUGCAAAAGCACGGCUACAUCGGCGAGUUUGAGUACGUUGAUGACCACAGGGCUGGUAAGAUUGUCGUUGAACUAAAUGGAAGGCUGAACAAGUGUGGAGUCAUCAGUCCCCGGUUUGAUGUCGGUGUUAAGGAGAUUGAAGGCUGGACUGCUCGUCUUCUUCCGUCCAGACAGUUUGGUUACAUUGUUCUGACAACUUCAGCGGGCAUCAUGGACCACGAAGAAGCCAGGAGAAAGAACGUGGGAGGCAAAGUUCUCGGGUUCUUUUACUGAAGCAUCGGUUUUACGAGACUCUCCUCUUCUUCCCGGUAUAUUUUGCUUAUCCUCAAGUAUUGAAUCCUCGAUCUUAUAAGUGGAUUUUUCUAAAUUCCCCUGGCCAUUGUUGUUUAGUAAUGCCUUUUUUUAUCCGAGACGAGUAGAGAGGUAAUUUCAAUUCUGAGUUGUUACAAUUUGCAAGAUUUUGAGCCAAUUUAUUCAUCAAAAUCUAUAUGGGCGCAUUUUGGUU